GCAGAUGCAAGAGGGAGCGCACGGGGGGAGAGAGCGGCCGCGGGGAGGCGAGCGCGCACGACGGUGUGGGGGAGAGCAGAGGAGCGCAACCAGGGAGCAGCAGAGGGAGCACGCGAGCGUCGAGGGGUGAGCGCGCGAGCUGAGUGCACGACCGAGCAGAGGGAGCGUCGGGCCGCCGGCUGUCGGCAGAGGUGAGCGUGAUUGCGCGAGUGAUGACUGGAGCGCCGCCGCCAACAAAUCAGGUGGGAUGGGUGGAUGGGAGGGAGAGUGAGUCACGAUUUAUGGUUUAUGGGAUUUGUGGGCUGUUUUAGAGCCCGUUUUAGCGCGGAGUCCGAAGCUCCAGCCGAAACGAAGAAAAUUUCAGAAAUUUCGGAAUUUCGGUUCCAAAAUUGCGAACCCUGAACUUAAACUUUUGUUUGACCAAAUAGAGAGCAUCAUCAAGGAGAGAGAAGCGAGACUGCGAGAGCGCCGAGAGGCAGAAGGGCUGGGGCGCGGCCGCGCGGGGAGGCGUCAAGCAGUUUAGCAGCCAUGAGCGGCGGCGGGCUGGAAGUGCAGGUUCACGUGGUGGGCGGCGCCCGGAGCUGCUUUGCCGCGCUCCCGCUUCACCUCAUCCACGACUUGGAGCGCACCUCAGCCACCGGCGACCUCCCGCCCGUCCUCGCGCUCGAACUUCGCGGUCCCGCCGGCGCCCGCUGGUCCCUCGCCUGGUCCGGCGCCGCUUCCCGAUCCAGCGCCAUCGAGGUUGCACAAGAGUUGGCAGACUGCAUCUCGCUGCCUGAUGGAACUAUAGCACAGUUGAGCGUAGCUCGUUCUCUGGCCAAAGCUGACUCGAUCAGUAUUGAACCCUACAGUGAGGAUGACUGGGAGAUACUGGAGAGCCGUGCUGAUUUGGCUGAAGAAACAAUCUUGAAGCAGGUUGGCAUCGUUUAUGAGGGCAUGAAAUUCCCAUUGUGGUUGGAUGGACAUAAUAUUGUGAAGUUUGUUGUCUUGUCAUCUUUCCCUGAGAAGACAGUUGUUCAACUUGUACCAGGCACUGAAGUUGUUGUUGCACCUAAAAAACGAAAAGAGAAGCCUUCUCAGGAUCUACAAAAGCAAAGUGCACUGAAAGAACAAGUCAAAAUAAAGGCACUCCUGCGUGUUCAAGCAGCUGAUAGGAAGUAUGCACAUACAUUCAAAUAUGAAGGUGUCGAGAUAGGUGUGGUUGUCAGCUAUGCUGUGCUAAUUCAUCCUGAUACAGCUGCAAGUAUUUCAGUUGGCAAUCUCCAAUUAGUCGCUGUUUCACCUAAAUCAUCAAAGAAAGGACUACCUCUAAAAGGCAAAGAAGUUGGACGAAAAAAAGGAAUUUCAGUAACUAAAGAAAGGUCCCAUGAAGCCAUUGUUUAUAUCUUACUUUCAGACUCUGUUGCAAAAGGGCAUGUUAUGCUUCCGUACUCUAUUCGUCACUUCAUAAGUGCUGAUGUACAUUCAUGGGUAUAUAUUAAGACAUAUUCAGCCAACAUCAAGGAGGAUGAACCUCUAGUGACAAUAUCUCCUUUAAAGUUCAAGAUGCAUGUGAAAGAUGCUCAUGAUAGCAGUAAAUUAGUCAGUCAGGAAGUGGACACUUCGAGGAUAACCAGAAUUCCUUCAGAAAAUGGUGAUUUCUUCCAGAAAGCUCGUUACAGUGAAAACAAAAAUAUUCGAGGUGCAGAUAUUGAGAGCAUUUCUGAAUCAGUGUCAAGGCAGAAAUUUUUUAUUAAGCAUUGGCUUAUUGGGCACCUUAAAGAAAUGGGCUUGCAUGCUAGCCAUACUGAGAUGAAUUCAAUAGUCUUGCCAACCAAUAUUUUGCUCCAUUUGGAAGCGACAGAUAAAGAAGGAACCAAAGGAGUUGAAUUCUUAUACUUUCUAAAGCUUACAUCUGAAAAUUCUAAUUUCAACGAUUCACAACUUAAUAUUGAGACUACUUGGAGUGUUCCAACCAGCAAUGCUGAUGAUCUUGAACUGCAUUUUGGGAAGUUCGAGCUUGGCGAGCCUGUAUCUUUUGAUUCCCUAGUGGACAGUGGUUCCAGUGAUGGUUUCAAGCUGACUCGGUCUUCUUUAGGCUGGAUGGAGAAUGCAAUGUCAGAUGUGACAAAAAGGUUAUCUGUGCUCUUAUCAGCAACUAGCCUAAGGUUAUUUAACAGAAUAAAGUUCCCCUUUCCUGGACAUGUUAUUGUAUAUGGACCUCGAGGUUCUGGCAAAACUGCUUUGACCAGGGCUUCUGCAAAAUACUUUGAGGACCAUAAAGAUAUCUUGGCGCACAUAAUAUACAUUGAUUGUUCCAAACUUGCACUUGGCAAGGCUAAGGAGACAAGGCAAGAAAUUGAAGACAGCAUGUCUGAAGCACUGCUUCAUUCACCUUCGAUCAUCAUAUUUGAUGAUCUGGACAGUGUAGUUUCAGUCUCCUCAGAUCCUCAAGUGUCUCAAUCAUCCAGUUCUUCUGAUUCACUUGUUCAAUAUUUGGCUGACAUUAUGGAUGAGUACAAGGAUAAGAUUCAAAAUACAUGCGGGUAUGGACCUAUCGCGUUUAUGGCUUCAGUUCAGUCACUUCAGAGUCUUCCUCAAGACUUAACCUCUUCUGGAAGAUUUGAUUUCCAUAUUGAGCUUUCUGCUCUUGCAGUACCUGAGCGCAAAGCACUAUUGCAACAUCAAGUUGAGGAGCAUGAUUUAUUGUGUUCUGAGGAAGUUCUGUCAGAGAUAGCAUCAAAAUGUGAAGGUUAUGAUGCAUAUGACUUGGAAAUUUUGGUUGAUAGGGCUGUGCACACUGCUGCUUAUCGCUUUCUUCUGCCUUCUAAUGCUUGUCACAACUCUCUGAAACGAACUUUGUUGAUGGAAGAUUUCUUUAAAGCAAUGCAUGGCUUCCUUCCAGUCGCCAUGCGUGAUCUUAGGAAAUAUGCUCCUGAUGAUAAAGAUGGUGGUUGGGAGGAUGUUGGAGGGCUAGAUGAAGCAGUAACUAUCAUUAAAGAGACUCUUGAAUUGCCGUCAAAAUACCCAAAUAUCUUUACCAGGGCACCUGUGCGGUUGCGGUCAAACAUUCUCCUGUAUGGACCACCUGGAUGUGGUAAAACUCACAUUGUGAGAGCUGCGGCUGCUGCUUGUUCUUUGCGAUUCAUUUCAGUCAAGGGUCCAGAGCUAUUGAAUAAGUAUAUUGGUUCAUCUGAGCAAUCUGUUCGCGACUUUUUUGCAAAGGCCGUUGCUGCAGCACCUUGCCUAUUAUUCUUUGAUGAAUUUGACUCCAUUGCACCCCAGCGAGGAACUCAUAGUGCAGGAGUUUCUGAUCGUGUAGUUAAUCAGUUCUUGACGGAACUGGAUGGUGUGGAAACCUUAACUGGAGUAUUCGUAUUUGCAGCUACGAGCAAGCCACAGCUAAUCGAUGCUGCGCUCUUGCGACCUGGAAGGUUUGAUCGUCUAGUCUUUUGUGAUUUCCCUCGAUGGGAUGAACGUUUAGAAAUUCUGAAGGUGCAUUCUAGGACGGUUUCACUGGCAAGUGAUGCCAGUCUCGAAGAUGUUGCUUCUCUGACCGAAGGAUUUACUGGUGCUGAUCUCGCUGCUAUUCUAACGGAUGCUGGACUAGCUGCAAUUCAUGAACUUUUGGACAACCAGGAGAACGGUGUUCCAGAAACCGAACCGUGCAUCAGCAAAGAACUUCUCAUGUCCGUCACUAGGAAGGCAAGACCUUCCACACCAGCAGACGAGAAGAUGCGGUAUGAUAGGGAGUUUGGUGAAUUCGUGUCAUCCAGGAAGUCUAUUUCGACAAAGGCAAGAGAGUCAAAAGGCAAAAAGGUUACACUAGCUUGAGCCUUUCCUUGGCCAAUAUUAAUGCGCUGCAAAAUUUGGACAGUGGCCUACAUGAAGGCUGCUAACACGCGGACUUGUCAAGUCAUGCGACGUAGGCUUCCUUUCAUUUGAAGAGAAACAAAAUCUACAAAGAAACCUAACCAAGGCUCACUUGUGUUAGUGUACUUGGAUGGAGGAGGAAGGCCAUUGGAGGGACCUGCAGGUGGUCAAAGGUGUCAUAGUAGGAAAUUUUGUACGGUAAUCCUGCUGUAAUUAAAGUUAUAACACUUGUCACAAAUUUUGUACGGUGGUGAACGGUAGGAAAUCUAUACUACUUAUUAAGAAGGUAAGAGUAGUCUGCCGUUCUGCCCUCCCCCGUUCCGCGCGCAGAAAAAAAAAAUCAAACCGUGGCUUCUCAGGGAUCAAACCUUGGAUCUAUUGAGCAGAAUGUAUAGCCUUCUACCCUCUAGCCAACGUGACUCAUGUUGAAUUGCGUACAAGUUCAACUAA
Molecule: messenger RNA, 4302 nt
Organism: Zea mays
Lineage: Eukaryota; Viridiplantae; Streptophyta; Magnoliopsida; Poales; Poaceae
Product: peroxisome biogenesis protein 1
Exons: 18
Coding region: 529-3813 (1094 amino acids)
Biological process (GO): protein import into peroxisome matrix
Cellular component (GO): cytosol; peroxisome; peroxisomal membrane
Molecular function (GO): ATP hydrolysis activity; ATP binding
Source: RefSeq, a predicted model, not a curated record